Physcomitrium patens is the source of this 4289-nucleotide messenger RNA. The record is from RefSeq and is a predicted model, not a curated record. Lineage: Eukaryota; Viridiplantae; Streptophyta; Bryopsida; Funariales; Funariaceae.
AAGAAGUUGAAGAAGAAGAAGACCCUCUCUCGAUCUCUCCCCUACGAAGAAGAAGAGGAGGAGGACGAGGAAGCGGAAGAGGAAGGUGUAGAAACUGGCUCGCCACCGCGAUUGAUCCUUCCAUUAUUUUUGUACUGGGACUUCCGGAUUUGGCCCAAUUUCCACGGCAUUUACUUUUCCGACCCAGAAGAAGGAGGAAAAGCCUUUUCGAUCGCGUCGGGCUUCGUGCUGAUCCGCCCCACAAAUUUGGACUCGACCUUCACCUGACAACGGGUUAUUGAGUUGCAUGGAGAAGCCGAUUCAUCUCAUUCCGAUUCAGUUGCAGUUCAAUAUUUCAGUUUAUAUUUUUUCGACAGGAUUCCUCCUCCUCUUUCCUGUCGCAUGGCUGAGUGGAAAUAUCGUACGUGGUGACGCAACGUAAACAAUUCGAUGUUUCCGGGGAGUGGCGAAAUUUAGCAAUUUUUGGCCGUGUUGAAAUUGGCGUAAAAUUUUGAGGUUGGUUGCAAGCGCCGGGUGUAUUGUGUCAGUACUACUGGAGAAUUUGGUCUUCUUAGGUAUGCAGGCUCGGGUUUUUCUGUUCUGAUUGAUUGGAGUGGACUUUGGCACGCAAGGUGUCUCACGUUGCGGCGUUCGUGACCUUGGUCCGCAUGUAUGAUUGGCGGUUAGACCGGACAUUUUAUGGAACUGAAUUGCCUUGGAGGGCUAGGUUGGCGGCGUCUACGUGGUGACAAAUCUAGGGGAAGUAGUCAAAGGCCUUGCUGGAUUGUUAUGAAAGUUGGAAUUUUUGUAGGUGAGGAGGUUUUGAGAGCAUGCGUAGGGUGCUGAAGCUAGCAGAACCUUGGCUGCCGGACAAAGAGGUAGAGUGUAAGACAAGGGUGGUACAGCCUACUGGCUGCUUUAAAUUAUGUUCCACAAGAAUGAAACUUUAAGAGGCGUCCAGCACGAAGUGGAGCUGCCUGAUUAUCAUGAACUUCAUGGAGGCGAAGAUUCUGCAGGUCCUCCUGAUUUCUUUGGAGCUGAAACUUUCAAGUCGGGCGGUGUAACUGACCUUGACGAGUUCUUCCAGCGAGUUUAUCAAUAUUACUGCGAUAAAGGCUUCUGGUGUAUGUUCACUAAGUGGUUGUGUGAGCUUGUCUCAUUGGGGUUUACAAUCGGCUUCUCCGGUUUUCUGGUAUUGUUUGUAAAUUGGCAAGGUUUACUCAGUGCCAAGUGCGGUAUUGAUGCCAUCAACGAAGGAAAUUUUCACAAUUGCGACCUUGUAAAAGAGGCUCUGUACGAGCAUCCUUUAACUCCAUUUACUCUCGUCAAAUUCUUCUUCGUCACCUACCUUGUGCUUUUCUCGUUAUACUGGUUAUUCUGCUUCCUACGUUUUUUUGCUCAACUGCGCGAUAUUCUUGAGGUUCGACACUUUAUACAUAAUAGCCUUGGGGUCACAGACAAUGAAUUGCAAACAAUGGCCUGGCCAACACUGGUCGACAAAAUUGUACAGGUGCAGCAACAUGAACGGCUCUGUGUUGUGCGACCGCUUUCGGCUCAUGACAUAGUUAGCCGUAUUAUGCGGAAGGAGAACUAUCUGAUUGGCCUGCUGAAUAAAGGGGUGUUAGGUCUGGAUCUGCCCUCGUGGGUACCUGGUGCAAGGCCCAUGCUUAACCAUAACAACAAGCGGCUAGUUUUGACGAAUAUGGUUGAAUGGAGCCUCAAUUGGUGCAUUCUUCAACACAUGUUUGACAGCAACUUCUUGAUACAUCGAGAUUUCACAAGUAAUCCUGCACGCCUACGAAAGAGACUGGUGGUGCUGGGCGUCUCCAUGUUUCUCCUGUCACCUUUCUAUGUAACCUUUAUGUUCUUCUACUUCCUACUUCGGAAUGCUGAAUUAUUCUAUCAUAACCCUGCUUCAAUGAGUUCUAGGCGGUGGUCGAAUUUAGCAGAGUGGAGCUUUCGAGAAUUUAAUGAGCUGGAGCACAUGUUCAAGCAUCGUCUGAAUUCAAGCUAUAAGUACGCUGUGGAAUAUUUGAAGCAGUUUCCUUCACCUAUAAUCAACACGAUUGCAAAACUUGUCUCGUACAUAGCAGGUGCAUUUGCAGCUGUUAUCAUUCUUAUCUCCCUCAUCGACGAAUCCCUUUUAGAAGGACACAUUGGAAGACACAAUUUGAUCUGGUAUACAGCCUUCUUUACAACAGCCUUGGUGGUGAGUAGGUCGUUGAUCACGGAGGAAUAUCAGGUCUUUGAUCCAGUGGGAGUUAUGCGACAGAUUACGAGCCAUACGCAUUACAUGCCAAAACACUGGCGAGGUGCUGAAAACACAGAGACUGUUCGUUUAGAGUUUGAGGGUAUGUUCAAGUAUAACGCCGCGCUAUUCUUUGAAGAGAUUAUAUCUAUCUUUGUUACACCUUUCAUUCUCGUUUUCGCAUUACCAAAGUGUGUGGAAGAUGUGCUGCUGUUUGUACAAGAUUUCACUGUCAAUGUAGAGGGUGUCGGCCAUGUCUGCAGCUUGAGUGUCUUCGACUUUGAGCAUCAUGGAAACUCCAAGUAUGGAUCUCCUUUUCACACACACAAAGGCCGGCGCAGUUCACAAGGCAAAAUGGAAAAAUCUUUCAUAAGCUUUAAAGCCAACUAUCCCAAUUGGGAACCAGAUGGAAACGGCAAACAGUUCAUGUCUAUGCUGACAGAUUUCCGUGUACGGAAUGAAGAAAAUGAUCUUGCAAUGGGUCAGCUGCUUUCAUCUCUUCAGCUAGUUCAACCUCUCAAUCGACUCAGACCUUGGGAAAUGCCGGUGUCUGCAAUUUCCUAUCACGCGUCCUCAGGCAGCUCACCCGUACGAGAUAGGUCGAGACAAUCCGUUUCUUUCACUCACUAUUCUGAGAAUGAAAAACCUUGUGAUCAACGAAGGAAGGAACGCUACGGAAGUCCUAUUGCUGGGAGUUCCGACCAUGUACAUCGGUUGGACAAGUUUUACACAGCAUCACAUUCGCCACAAAAUUUGGAGUUGGGACAGAAUGAUAGACAUAGGAAAGGCAGGGGAAUGACAGCAGAUGGUUUCGAUUCCAGGUAUGGAAAUAUUGAUGAGAGGUUACCUACUAGGAGUGAUGAUUCGGAGACAUUAAGCAAAGUAGGAUUGUACUUGCCACCUUCCACACGAGGGAUCGUUGGGAACCAGGCAGUUAGUCAAGUGCCAUUUGAAAGGUGGUGGGCGCGUAAAGGCCCUGGUUCAUCAGUCGCACCUGGAGAAAGCUCUUUCGAGCCUCCGAUGUUUGAUAGAGGUCAUAUAUAUGAAAGCCAGGAUGAUGUUUAUGAAAGUGAGGAGGAUCAUGACCGGGAUUGGUCAUCGCAACAGCACAUUAGGGAGGCAUUCGAGAGCAGCCAAAUUUCGGAGGAUGAGGGUCUAAAUUUGGAGUUUCCAUUUGGAGAUGUGUACCGAAAUCCCGUAGGAGAGCCUGCUUUGUACACAAGGGAUGGUGCUGUGGGACCAGAAAGUAGGCCGUAUUGACCUAGUUCUUGUUGCGUAUUAACUUUUGAAGUCUUCUAGAAUACUGCUGAAGGGACAUACAAGUAUUGUUAACAAGUCGUUCGUACUGAAUGUCUUGCAGAGCUUGAGGCAGCCAGGACGUCUUGGUUGAAAAGAAUAAUUGAUGCUUCCACAUGAUUAAAUCCAGUGAAGAACUGUGUUGGUACACGACUUUGUGUUUUGUGUAAAACUUAAUCAUUCUUUGAAUACUUGGGAUCUCACGAUCGGGAGCUGCUAGCAGAGGACUUCAUUGUAACCUUUCCUGUGCACGGCUGUGUAUCCAGCUUUCUAUCACGGAGGUAGAAAAAAGACAAGCUUCGCUGCAUGCUUGGUACAAAAGUUUAUGUUGAGGAACAUCACGCUCCAUCUGUUUCACACGGCUGAUUGUUUCAUUCAUUCAAGCAUCUACAUGGCUUGCUACACCGUCGUUGCGUUUCGUUCCCUAGGUCUGUUGGCGUGCUAUCGAGAAGCAGUUAUUAACACAUUAUUAUGUUAAUGGAAUUUAUUUUGGUGCCCGAUCGGGCCUCACUUUGCUCCCCAUCUAGUCUUAAUAGUUAAUUAGUUUUCACUCACCAAAUGAUAUCAUUUUUGUUUUUAGAUUAUGUAGUGCAGGUGGGUGCCAUGUCAAUCUCCAUAUCUGAUAGUGUGAUCGCUCACGUCGUUUUAAGCGUCUGCGUUAUGUGGACUGGCUUGGUUCGGGAACACCCAUUUUGUUAGUUUGUAAUCAUUAAGCAAAAUUGAGUCAAUAUUGCAUCUUUAUUGUCUCAUGACAUUUUGCUACGUA